AUGCUGCUCCUCUACACCCUAGGGGGGCCCCGUAAACAUAGACAGGGUCACUUUGGGGGCCCCCAGGGGCCCCAGGGGCCCCCAGGAGAUGCAAGCAGCACACUGGGGGGUCUUGCAGCAGCAGCAGCAUUCCGACGGCGCCGCUUUGGGCUGCGACUUUGCUGCAGCAGCAGCGAGCAGCAGCAACGCUGCAUUCUAACGCAGCAGCAGCAGCAGCAGCAGCAGCAGCAGCAGACGCAGGAGCUGCAGAAACACCUGCACCUACAGCCCCAGCAGCAGCAGCAGCAGCAGCAGCAGCAGCAUGUGGUGAAACCUCUGCGGGGCUCUCUCUUGAAGCCUCAUCAGCAGCAGAAGCAGCAGGAGCAGCAGCUGGAGAACCUGCAGCAGCAGCGGGCGCAGGAGCAGCAGCAGCAGCAGCAGCAGGAGCAGCAGCAGCAGCAACAGGAGCAGCAGCAGCAGCAGCAGCAGGAGCAGCAGCAGCAGCAACGGGAGCAGCAGCAGCUCUGGUUGGGUUUGGAGGGUUUCUGGGCUAGUGCGGCGGGACUGGUGGGUAGCGAACCGGACGAGGGGUUAGGCCUAAGGCUUACUAGGAGCAUUUUUGGUCCAUUAGGGAGUGGGGCGCUGGGCAAGGGCCCUGGCUACGGCGGCCACGGCGGCUCUGUGCUGCUGCGCUGCAGCAGCACAGUGGGGUGUCUGUACACUGUGCAGCAGCAAAUUGCUGCAGCAGCAGGAGGCGACGGGCAGCAAACCAGCAGGGGUUUGCACGCGCCCGACACAAUUGUCAAGCUGCCCCCGGGUACGAUCGUGCGCAAGAGAAUUCUGACGGGGCAGAAGAGCAGCAGCGGCAGAGCUAUCAGGGCCUCUGUAUUCUGGCAGCAGCUGCUGGAGGAGGGCCAGUCUCUGCUGGUAGCUGCUGGCGGCCGAGGGGGAAUAGCGCCGCCAAGUUUGAAGCAGCAGAAAAAGAGGAGGGCUCCAGAGGCUGGAGAGAAGGUGCACCUCGAACUGGAGCUGCGGCUCGUGAAUGACGUGGGGGUUGUGGGGGAAAGCGCAGCAGGAAAAACCUCCCUUGUCUCCGCCUUGACUGACUACCAGUCCCGAAUAGGCCCCGGGGGUUUCCGCACGCGAAGGCCUUUUGUGGCUUCUUUGUUUUGGGCCUCUGGAGAGAAGGCUUUGCUGCUAGACCCUCCUGCGCUUUUCCCGGGAGCCCACAAAGACAAGAGGCUGGGUCUGCGCAUUCUGCGGCACUACUACCGAUCGCGUGUCUUCUUAUAUGUAGUCGAUCCCACGCAGCAGCAGCAGCAGCAAGACCCCCGGUUGCUGCUGCAGCAGCAGCAGCAGCAGAUUGGCUUGCUGCAGUCGCAGCAGCGCCUUCUGCAGCAGCAGCAGCAGCAGCAGCAACUCGAAGACGGCAGCAGCGACACGCGAAGCAGCACCGCGCUGAGUCCAUCUUCGCAGCAGCAGGACGGCGAGCAGCAAGAGCAGCAGCACCAAGAGCAGCAGCAGCAGCAGCAGCAGCAAGAGCAGCAACAGCAGCAGCCGCAGCAAGAGCAGCAGCAGCAGCAGCAGCAGCAGCAGCUAGAGGAGAGCCGGCUCCUUCAGGUCGGCAUCUCCUCGCUUUGGGCUUGGUUGCGCAGCAGUAGCAGCAGAGAUUCACAAACUGCUGCUGCUGCAGCAGCAGCAGCAGCAGCAGCAGCAGCAGCUCGAGCCAAUAAGAAGGGCAACGCGCAGCAGCAGCGCGCGUUGCUGCGGCCGCAGCAACAAAGCACAGCAGCAGCAGCAGCAGCAGCAGCAUUGUUGGCUGCACAGACGCUGUCUUCACUUGUCACACAGAGGCCCCCGAAAGUCCCUUUGGCGGGGAGUUGGGGGCCCCCCUGA
Eimeria necatrix is the source of this 1875-nucleotide messenger RNA. RefSeq names its product GTP-binding protein, putative. The record is from RefSeq and is a predicted model, not a curated record. Bases 1 to 1875 code for a protein of 624 amino acids. Lineage: Eukaryota; Apicomplexa; Conoidasida; Eucoccidiorida; Eimeriidae. Gene Ontology annotation, molecular function: GTPase activity; GTP binding. The transcript has 11 exons. Gene Ontology annotation, cellular component: mitochondrion.